AUGAAGAUUUCCUUACGCCUCAGCGUGAUUCACGACCGCCAUUCAAUCGCGGAAGACGGAGGAGCGACGAAGAAGUUCGUGUUGGGGGCCUGGCCGCGAAGCCCCAAGGCCCCGAUUCUUUCGGCGCAAGAAGAGGCCUCGCUGGGAGACGCCAGGUCGGGGGGUUUGGCCGUGGUCUCGCUGGAAGAGUCCCAGGUUGCCGCUGUUCAGGAGGAGGUGGCAGCUGCUGUGCUGACGCAUGCCCAGCUGCUGGCGGCCAAGCUGCCGGCCAAAGCCAGCGCCACUACGCUGCUGGUGGCUCCCAGGUGCGAGGUCUUGCGCCGCUUCGAGGACUACUUGGCCGUGUGCGGUUGGCUGGAAGACGCCUUUGAGGAGCUGGAUCUGAACGGCAAGGUGCAGCUGGCCACCUUCCACCCCGAGUUCCGCUUCGAGGAGGCCGGGGAAGAUGCCGCGGACUUUGUAGGGCGCAGCCCCUUUCCGGCCUUCCACUUGCUGCGAGAAGAGGAAGUCUCGGCGGCCUUGGCGAAAGGUCUGCAGGGGCAAGGAGAUGAGGAGUCGGAGCCCGAAGCGGUUGGCCGGCGUGUGUCUGAGCGCAACGCCAGGUUCCUGCGGCAGCGGGGCAUAGAGAAAUGCCUCCGAGAUUUGAGGCCAAAACACUCGAAAAUGGAUAUCGACCUUCUGCACCCGGACUCCAAGGAGGAGAAGGCCAAGCACAAGCUGAAGCGCAUGAUCCAGUCUCCCAACAGCUCCUCGGAUAAAUAA
Molecule: messenger RNA, 762 nt
Organism: Effrenium voratum
Lineage: Eukaryota; Dinophyceae; Suessiales; Symbiodiniaceae
Source: the annotation of a GenBank genome assembly